UGCGCCUCGUAUCUCACCGCCGUCACCACACGUGGCACUUUGUGCAGCGUGGGGUCGGCUCCGCAAGCGUACAAGUGAUGCCUCGGCUGGUGCUCUGCUGCACGCCAACUGCAGCCUCCUCUAAGCUGCUGUCGCGAUGCCUCAACGCAAGUCGUACCGCUCGGAUCUGCAGUCGCUCUAAACUCAGAGCAUGCUCGGCAUCAAGACGGAUACCGGCUUGGACGAGCUGAUCGGCUACAGCCAGGUUCGCAACGCCUUCACGGUGUGCGGCCAGGAGACGUGGCGGUGCGGCAACGAGGAAUUCGUGCGCGACGGCUACACGUUCGUGGGAAGCGCGCCUGCGCAGCAGCAUGGGCGCGGCAGCAUGGGCGUGUGCAUCGUGCUCUCGCCUCGGGCUGAGGCUGCUCGGCAGCGAGCAGGUGGCAGCAAACCGGUGGCUCGUUCGCCGGACGGCCGCUCCAUCGCUGUGCGGCUCGUUGUGCGCGGCGGCUCGCGCGGCAAGCAGUUCUCGCGCCCACGUCUGCGCACUCCGCCGCCGAGAUCGACGCGUACUACGAGGGCCUCGCCCAGCUGAUCGCUCUGCGGCAGCCGGGUGAUGUGCUCGUGUUGUGCGCCGACGCCAACGCCAGCAUUGGCCGCGGCAGCCUCGUGCCCUGACUCAAAGACCAGCUAGCUGGUCCGUUCAGUGCCGAUGGUCGCGCCGCCCCGCUCCGCCCCGCCCGCCGCCGCGCCGCCGCCCGAUGAUUAUUAAGUAAUAAUUAAUUAACAAAUAAGUAAUUAUACCAACCGCCGCCGCGCCGCCCCGCCCUGCGUCGCCCGCUGCCUCGCCGCGCCGCCGCCUUGCGCCGCCCGCCGCCCCGCCGCGCCGCCGCCCGAUGAUUAACAAAUAAUAAUUAAUACUCGAUCAUUAAUAAUGUGUGUGCGUGUGCGUGUGUGUGUGUGUUUGUUUGCGCGAUGGCAGGGAAGGGCAGGGCAGCCGCGAGCAGCAAGUGGCGUCGGCGACGCGGCGAGGACACGAUGGUGAGGCUGCGCUGCACAGCCUGCUGAGCACGCUCCCGACGAGCGUCGCGCCCCGCGGGCAGCACUGGCGAAGCGAGGUUGGAGAGCAGCCUGCCGUCGAGCAGCACGCCGCGCAAGCCCGCCGCCGGCUCCCGUCGAGCGACGAGCCAUGCUGGCUCGUCGCGGGUCGCGAGCACGAAGACCCGCGCGGCGCGUCGCCGAGCCUGGCGUGCCCGCCCGCACGCCC
This is a messenger RNA of Emiliania huxleyi CCMP1516, 1246 nucleotides long. RefSeq lists its product as hypothetical. NCBI's taxonomy places the organism in Eukaryota, Haptophyta, Isochrysidales, Noelaerhabdaceae. The transcript is spliced from 5 exons. Bases 191 to 574 code for a protein of 127 amino acids. The record is from RefSeq and is a predicted model, not a curated record.